This is a messenger RNA of Hypoxylon trugodes, 1185 nucleotides long. RefSeq names its product ribosomal protein S8. Gene Ontology annotation, cellular component: ribosome. Gene Ontology annotation, biological process: translation. The record is from RefSeq and is a predicted model, not a curated record. The transcript has a single exon. Gene Ontology annotation, molecular function: structural constituent of ribosome. Lineage: Eukaryota; Fungi; Ascomycota; Sordariomycetes; Xylariales; Hypoxylaceae. Bases 270 to 767 code for a protein of 165 amino acids.
CUCUCUUUUCUCUUUUACAUUGAGUGGUGGUGAUAGCUUCACACGAUCAUUCAUUAAACACUAAACGGACUACGGAUUGACUGCUUACGGAUUAAGCCUUGCAAGAUCCGGUAUUACUAUCCUGACAAACUGCCCUAUACACGGUCGAAGUAUUCCUAGACAGCGCAACCGGACUUUCUCCCACUACCGGAGAGCCGAUUCCAUACCUCUCACCCUCUCUAAACCCAAACCCACCGAUUAAUUCGCCCGACAGGGCACCACCGCCAAAAAUGGGCAUCGCCAACGUAAUAAACAUGUGUUCGCACCUCCAAAACGCCUCCCGCGCACGGCUAGGCCUAACCUCGGUCCCGCACACGAAAUACAACCUCUCCGUCGCCCUAGCCCUACACCGAGCCGGUUUCCUCUCCUUCGUCACCCGCGGCGGUCCCUACCCGCCCGACCCCGCCACGAUAUCAACAUUCGAGCCCGAACCCCUGACCACGGCCAAUGUAGCGAAGCAGAGACUGUGGGUGGGGUUAAAGUAUAACGCGAAUAACGGUGGAGAACCCGUGUUGAGGAAAAUAACGGCGAUUACGAAACCGAAACGCCCGGUUACUGCCAAAUUAGAGAAGUUGGAGAGGAUUGCUAGGGGUGUAGAUGCGCAUCCACAUCCUGGUUUGAAUUUGGGAGAAUGUCUUUUCCUAGCUACGGAUUUAGGCACGUUGGAGAUUCGGGAGGCUGUUGAGAGGAAAACUGGUGGCUUGAUGUUAUGUCGGGUGAGCCCGUGAUCAUGCGGUUCGAGAAAUGGGUUGGAGCAAAGCUUAGUAGACUACGUACGAAACAUUGGGUGCGACCCGCGGAUAAAGAAGGUGUUAAAUGUCAUCUGGAUGUCUCUUAGGCCAACGGUUGAGAGGGAGGACGAGAAGCAUAGGGUAAUCCUCUCAAGGAUUGAAGUCAAACACAUAUUCGUCGUCAGAGCUGUAUGGUGUCUUGAGUAGGCCACAUUCAUAUUUCGAACGAAAGGGUUAUCAAGGAAUCAAAGACACAUAACCAUCUUAUCAUAACGGACGAAGUGGGCUGAAGGUGGUGGAUGACAUGUGUAUAUGAUUUCUAGAUUUAAGUGCCUAUGAAUCUAGAUGUAUUAUAGGCGCUUAUAUGUAUCAAAUGAAAUAUCCGAUGAACACUACUCAACUACAUAUAAACAAG